AUAUAUGACGUAAUUUUUUUUUUUUUUCCUUCUGAAAAAUAGUAUACAUACAUACAUACAUACAGGCAUAUAUAUAUAUAUAUAAAAUAAGAUUUUAUUUGGCAAAAGCUAGCUACUAAUUAGAGACCUCUCUUAAUUCCUUCAGUCCAGAUUUCAGAGCGGUGGAAACCAGCUUUCUCUGCAUUCGUGAAAAUGCUCCGCACGUUGCCGGAUCUCCCUUGGACUGUGAGGCUUUUCAACGCUGCCUUCGGCUUCUUAAUGAAAGUUUGUUGCCGCUCCGAUGGCACCUUGAAUCGGACCGUCGUCAAUCUCGCGGACUUGAAAGCCUCACCCUUAAACAAACCGGUCAAAGGCCUCCAAAGCUCCGAUAUCAUCGUCGACCACACCCGAAACCUCUGGUUCCGCCUCCACACCCCAACUCAACUACCCUCCACCGUCAGCCUUCCCGUCAUCGUCUACUUCCACGGCGGUGGCUUCAUAUUGAUGUCCGCCGAUUCCAAAUAUUACGACGCCUUUUGCCAGCGACUGGCUCGUGAACUUCCCGCCGUUGUCAUCUCCGUCAACUACCGUCUCGCUCCCGAGCAUCGCUAUCCGAGUCAAUACGACGACGGAUUCGACGUCUUGAAGUUCAUCGACGGCGAUGAUGGUUUCAAAGAUCGUUUCCCCGCGAACGCCGAUCUGAGACGGUGCUUCGUCGGCGGAGACAGUGCAGGAGGGAACCUGGCGCACCACGUGGCGGUAAUGGCGGCCAAGCACGAUUUCAAAAAGUUGGACGUCGUCGGGAUUCUGGGGAUACAGCCAUUUUUUGGCGGGGAAGAGCGAAGUGAAUCGGAAAACAGAUUCGCUGCGACGUCGUUGCUUCCUGUGGAUCGAACGGAUUGGAUGUGGAAGGCGUUUCUUCCAGAAGGUUCGAACCGAAACCAUCCGGUAGUGAAUGUGUUCGGACCGGAUUCGGCUGAUAUUUCGGGUUUGAAGAGGUUUCCGACAACAAUGGUGAUCGUCGGAGGAUUCGAUCCGUUGCAAGAUUGGCAAAAGAGGUACUGCGAGUGGUUGAAGAAACAAGGAAAGGAAGUGCAUAUGGUUGAGUAUCCGAAUGCAGUUCAUGCAUUCUAUAUUUUUCCGGAGCUCAAAGAGUCGUCGCUGAUGAUCAAGGAAAUAAGGGAUUUCGUGGAAUCUAAUUAAGGACUGGGAUUGGGAUUGUGAUUGGGCCAGUUCCUUUGUAAUAAAUUUAGAUGCUUGGUCCAAUAAUUUGAAUUGAAAUUCCAAUAAUUUGAUUUGAUGAUUAUGAUUUUUAUUUUCUUA
Messenger RNA from Ziziphus jujuba (common jujube), 1302 nucleotides. Its product is annotated as probable carboxylesterase 18. Lineage: Eukaryota; Viridiplantae; Streptophyta; Magnoliopsida; Rosales; Rhamnaceae. Gene Ontology annotation, biological process: pollen tube growth. The record is from RefSeq and is a predicted model, not a curated record. Gene Ontology annotation, molecular function: carboxylic ester hydrolase activity. The transcript has a single exon. The coding region runs from base 193 to 1182 and encodes 329 amino acids.